AUGUCUCCGUCCGCUCUUUCUGCCCUCUUCGCUGUUGCAGCCAUUACUUUUGUUCGCGCUCAGCCUGACCCUGCUGACCCCACUCCUCUCGUUGAUAAGCACUAUGCCUACCCGUCUGGUAUCCCUUACCAAGUCGACUAUAAUACUGCUGCUCUUCGCGGUCCCCAAGUCGGCUAUAAUAUUUGCAACUCCACAACCGAGAACCAGAGUUCAAUGUGUCAAACUUCGUUCGUGAACCACAUAGACGACUUCUGCCUCUGGGCUCCCCCACAGCCCAACUCCACCAUUGGUGACACUGAAGGUCAGGAAGUUGCCUGGUGUACAAAGCCAGGACAUGGUACUCGUCUCAUCCCCGCCGGUGCUCUCCAAGGCGUACAGCUCAUCAAGACCCCCAACUACAUCCAAAUCGCCGGUUUUAUUGAUCAAACUCAGAUCAACAUCGCUGCUAAUGACUACGGAGGCGAGUUAGAUCCUCACGGUGCUGAUCUGCGCGGUAACCCUCUUGGCGGUCUCAUGUAUUCCAAUGCGUUCCCCAGCAACGGCGGUAACAACAACUCGUAUCAACAGGUUAUUGACUGGACAAACUUCAUGGGUGGCGACGGUUUCUGUAUGAAGAUCUGCGACCCCGCUGGCCAGAACCAACAGGCCCUCUGUCAAAACAUCUAUGACCGUCUUGGAUGCGCAUACAACGCACCCAACAACGCACAGAAGGGUGUUUUCGAAGUCUGCGAUGGUGACGAUAUGUCCCCUGUCGGUGUUUACACUACCAACGGCGCUACUUCGACCUACUUCCAACCUCCCGAAUCUCUUGGCCCCAUCACCACCGUGCCAUACACCCCCACACCUGCUGCAAGCUCGAACUGCGUGACGUACACAAGCUCGGCACUGUACACUGGUCAGCCGACGCCAACAGGCGCGACCGCAAGUUCAGGUGCAAGCGGAGCAAAGUCAACAGCAAGCAGCACCAAUUCCAGCGCAUCACCAGCUAAGACUGGUGGUGCUGCCACCAUGGGUGUAUCACUUGGCGCUGGGCUUGCUGGUGUGGUGUUCGCGAUGGCGUUCUUAUCGUAA
This is a messenger RNA of Suillus bovinus, 1071 nucleotides long. RefSeq lists its product as uncharacterized. The transcript is spliced from 5 exons. The record is from RefSeq and is a predicted model, not a curated record. The coding region runs from base 1 to 1071 and encodes 356 amino acids. NCBI's taxonomy places the organism in Eukaryota, Fungi, Basidiomycota, Agaricomycetes, Boletales, Suillaceae.